AAGUGGGAGGGCUCUCAACGAGUAACCAAGAGGGAAGAAACUUUCUAUCACUUUCUAAUACACAAGUUUAACUGGAACAUUUUCAGCAGGGGAUCACGCGAAGAUGGCGCGGCGCGGCUGCCGUGCCACGUCUCGUUUUGUGAAGGGAAUUGUUACAACUUUUAAAACAUCGUUGUUAAUUACCGCAUAUACCUGUCUUCUGUCUCCCUUUCCUGCCGAAGCUGGGCUGUACACAGCGUCUGAUCAGAUUAUCCUCUUAACCCCGGAAAAUGUGGACGCCGUUUUAUUUAAUUCCACAGCCGCUCUCGUAGUAGAGUUUUACGCUUCUUGGUGCGGGCAUUGUGUCGCAUUUUCUCCAAUUUGGAAAAGUCUUGCACGAAAUAUAAAAGAAUGGAAGCCAGCGAUUGAUCUGGCAGCCAUAGACUGUGCUGAUGAGCAAGGCACGACUGUGUGCACGCGUUUUGGCAUCACGGGGUACCCCUCGCUGAAGUUUUUCCAUGCAUACUCGAAAAAGGAGUCCAAAGGAGAAGAUUUGCGAGGGUUUUCAAGGGAUGUGAGGGGUUUGCGUCAUCUUAUUAUCGAUAAGCUUCAUACACACGAGGAAACAUGGCCUCCAGCUUGUCCACCGCUAGAGACAGCCAGUGAAACAGAAAUCGAUCAUUUCUUUGAGACCAACAACGUGCAGCACCUGGCUCUGGUGUUUGAGACUGACGACUCCUACGUCGGCAGAGAGGUUACCUUGGAUCUGCUUCAGUAUGAGAAUAUAGCAGUGAGGCGAGUGCUUAAUACCGAGGAGGGACUUGUUUCCAAAUUGGGAGUGAAGGAUUUUCCCUCCUGUUACCUGUAUUACUCUGCCGGAAACUUCUCAAGGCUCCACGUGCAAAGUGAAGCCCGUGCUUUCUACACUUACGCCCUCCAGAGGCUCCCUGGGGUAGUGCGUUCAGGUAAACCACGUCAAACCAUAACUGACCUGAUCAAGAACACAACAAGGGAGCAAUGGAGACUGUUCAACAGCUCCCGUGUGUACAUGUCUGAUCUGGAGUCAGCUCUUCACUAUUCUCUGCGUGUGGAGGUGGCAUCUCAUCCUGUCAUCAGUGGAGAACGUCUGACCGCUCUAAAACGCUACAUGUCGGUACUAGCCAAGUACUUCCCCGGUCGGCCGGUGGUGAGAGGCCUGCUGAAGACGUUGGACAUUUGGCUCCAGAGUCAGCACGGCUCAGAAAUCAAAUACAGCGCUUUUAGAGACAUCCUGGAUCGCACAGUGGAGAACACGGACGCAGUGCUGCCUGAUGUUCUGCGGUGGGUGGGUUGUCAGGGCUCCCAGCCCCACCUCAGAGGCUACCCCUGCUCUGUAUGGACCCUCUUCCACGUCUUGACUGUCCAGGCCAAAAACACAGCAAGCUCAGACCCUCGCGAGGUGUUGCAGGCCAUGAGGAGCUACGUUCGCUCGUUUUUCGGCUGCAGGGAGUGUGCCGCGCACUUUGAGGGCAUGGCCGCGGAGAGUAUGCACAGUGUGAACACGUUAAGCAACGCCGUGCUUUGGCUCUGGUCUCGACACAACCGCGUCAACAACAGGCUGGCAGGCGCUCUGAGUGAGGACCCCCUCUUCCCCAAAAUCCAGUGGCCCUCCCCAGACCAGUGUCCCAGAUGCCAUGGGGUGAGAGGAAAAGGAGAGCACUCCUGGAACGAUGAGGAGGUGCUGGCUUUCCUCAGAUCAUACUUCUCCUCUGAACACAUUCUGUACGACUACCUGGAGGAUGAGACCCAGGUGCUCCAGAAUCACAGAGAACAGAUCGCUGCAGAAAGAGAGGAGCAGGAGGCCCUGAGAAGGAGGGCCAGGGAAGCUCAGGACGUCCCCGCCGCGGCCGAGGAGGUCCAGGAGGAGGAGGAGGAACAAGAGGAGGAGCAAGAAGAAGAAGCGGGUCAGGAGGAGAUGGAAGGAGCGGGAGGCACGGCGCAGAAAGACGAGCUGGACGGGGCAGGAACGGCGCGGCCGGGGGGCGGGGCGAAAUCCACAGACCGGGCGUGGUGGCCGGUCGGCGCGAGGCGAGAGGUCGAGCCGACGAGACGCCUCCGCAGGCCCAGCAUCAUCGGGCUAAAACUACGGGAGCCUCAGGAGGACAUAGUGGACCUGGACUCGUUCGUCAACCAGCAUUACAAAGCCAAAGCCAUGCGCGCCGCCGCGAUGGCCGGCCGGAUUAAGAAACGGAGCCUGCAGAGGAAGGUGGAGGUGGACGAGCUCCCCGUGGAAGGGAGGAGGUUGGCAGGGGAGUACGUGGGUUUGGAGGAAGAAGCGGAGGCCGAACUGUACCCGCGGUCCCACGAGAAGCGCUGGAUGUCCCUACUCAGUGUCGGCUUCUCCAGACUGGACAUCAGCCUGUGCCUGCUGCUCUAUUUGCUCUCUGCGAUGUGUCUGCUCAGCAUGUACCUGUACUUUAAAAUGAGGUUGAGGCUGAAAAGGGCCAAGGUGGCACUGCCCUGAAAUCUGACAGAAGCUGCGUGGGCCCCCAAGUCCCUUCUGUUAUGCCAGUCAUCAUAGACUACCGUUGUAAUGUCAGAUUCCGCCCCCUCAAACUUAAAUUCAGUGAUUUCAUAGGUUUAUGUAUUUCGCAAAUGGGUCAGAAAUUGCUUUAGACUUCAUGUUGUCUUUUUUUUUUUUUUUUUUUGGAAUAGAGGGCAGCUGUUCUGUCCUGAGAGCCAGUUUGAACCACUUAAGAAGACUGAAUUCAACAGUUGAUUAGUAAGAGUUGAUUUGUAUACUGUAUUUAUUUUAUUUUUUUGUGAAAUAUGAAACAUAUAAUGAAAAUGUUUAGUAUUACAUAAAAUGGUAAAAUGGUGGAUUUACACUUUUUGCCAGCAAGUUUCUGAAACACAGAUUAGUCUCCUGAAGAAAACACACACACACACACAUACACACACUGUAUGUGUGCUCUCUCUUACUCAGACAGAUACAUGCAUACACACACACACAAAUACAUUUUUUUCUUAAGUUCAUGCCAACCACUGUCUGCUCAUUCACUGAGCUGAAAAGUCAGUGAACUUCAAAGCAUCAUUUCCCAUCUUCUGUAAAGUAACCCCCCCCCCCCAAAAAAAGAAAAAAAAACUGCUGUAAGCUUGAUCUGUUUUUUUUUUUCAUCAUUCAGAAAACGUAGCUAACAAUCCAAGUAAAUAUUUGCACCAUAUCAUCGGAUGAGAGAUUUUCAUCAGUUUGUAUCCUUUCCAUGUUAGUGCCUUAUAUUUGCAAUUGACUGAUGUGAAUUGCUCAACUCAAGCCAUGGGUUUGCUUUGCUGGUGAGGGUGAAUGUGUGUUGUGGAGCAACACAGUGCAGAGGGUACUGAGAAAUCUUAGCGAGACAUGCUACAUCGCUAGUGUCGUAUAAUUUAAAAAUAAUUGUUCAAAGGUACCAAAAUCUUUUGCUCAGCUGGUUAAAAAUCAAUAAACAAUUAUUUUUGUUAA
Chanos chanos (milkfish) is the source of this 3457-nucleotide messenger RNA. RefSeq names its product quiescin Q6 sulfhydryl oxidase 1 (gene qsox1). Gene Ontology annotation, molecular function: flavin-dependent sulfhydryl oxidase activity; protein disulfide isomerase activity. The transcript has 12 exons. The coding region runs from base 104 to 2482 and encodes 792 amino acids. Gene Ontology annotation, biological process: protein folding. Gene Ontology annotation, cellular component: Golgi membrane. The record is from RefSeq and is a predicted model, not a curated record. NCBI's taxonomy places the organism in Eukaryota, Metazoa, Chordata, Actinopteri, Gonorynchiformes, Chanidae.